AUGGCCAUAUCCAAUCUAAGUAGCUACCAUGCAGGUGCCUUCACCCUUUUGGGCAUACCUGGACUUGCGGAGUACCAUGUUUGGAUCAGCCUUCCCUUCUGUUUCAUCUAUCUUCUGGCCAUUGUGGGCAACAGUCUUCUUCUCUACCUCAUUGCAGUAGAGCACAGCCUUCAUGCCCCUAUGUUCUUUUUCCUUUCCAUGCUGGCUGUCACCGACCUCAUACUCUCUACUACAUGUGUCCCCAAAACCCUUACCAUCUUCUGGUUUGGUCCCCAGAACAUCAGCUUUCCUGGCUGUCUCACUCAACUGUUCUUUCUGCACUAUAGCUUUGUCUUGGACUCAGCGAUACUGUUGGCUAUGGCGUUUGACCGCUAUGUGGCCAUCUGCUCCCCCUUGAGAUACACCACCAUUCUGACCCCCAGGACCAUUGCCAAGAUUGCUGUGGGCAUCUCCUUUCGAAGCUUCUGCGUUUUUGUCCCAUGCGUUUUCCUCGUCAACCGCUUACCCUUCUGCGGCACACGUGUCAUCCCCCACACGUACUGUGAGCACAUAGGUGUGGCCCGGCUCGCCUGUGCUGACAUCUCCAUCAACAUCUGGUAUGGAUUUGGUGUUCCCAUCAUGACGGUCAUCUCAGAUGUGAUUCUCAUUGCCAUCUCUUACACCCUUAUCCUCUGUGUUGUCUUUCACCUCCCCUCUCGAGAUGCCCGCCAGAAGGCCCUGGGUACCUGUGGCUCCCAUGUCUGUGUCAUCCUCAUGUUCUAUAUACCGGCAUUCUUCUCCAUCCUUGCCCAUCGCUUUGGACACAAUGUCCCUCAAACUUUCCACAUCAUGUUUGCCAACCUCUACGUGAUCAUCCCACCUGCGCUCAACCCUGUUGUGUAUGGAGUCAAGACAAAGCAGAUCCGGGACAAAGUCAUUCUUCUCCUGUUCCCGAAGGUUUCGCAGUGA
Molecule: messenger RNA, 948 nt
Organism: Erinaceus europaeus (western European hedgehog)
Lineage: Eukaryota; Metazoa; Chordata; Mammalia; Eulipotyphla; Erinaceidae
Product: olfactory receptor 52H1
Exons: 1
Coding region: 1-948 (315 amino acids)
Biological process (GO): G protein-coupled receptor signaling pathway
Cellular component (GO): membrane
Molecular function (GO): olfactory receptor activity; G protein-coupled receptor activity
Source: RefSeq, a predicted model, not a curated record